UAAACUUCAUUUGGAUCUUUUUCCCCUGUUAAUUGUAUAUUCCAAUCGUUAUUAUUUUUUUUGACAUUACUUUUUUUAUUUGAUGUAGGAAGAAGAUGCAUCAAAUGUUCAAGAAUUUGAGACUAGUCAACUUAGUGCUGCAGAUGAACUUCACAAGAAUGAACCAGAGAUAGAAAAUGGUACAGAGGAUGUUAUGGUUCAACAGGAAAAUGACAAACCACAGGAAGGUGUGAAGCAUAAUCUGAGAGAUAUUGAACCCACUGAUCAACAGUAUGUCCCUCGAAGAACGUAUCAGAACCAAAGAGGUGGUAGGAGUAAUGGGGGUGACCGUAGGGGUUAUUCCAAUGGUCGUGGAGCUCGAGGCAGUGGAAGGGGAGGUGGCGCUUACCAUCAGAACGACCGUAGCCAGUAUUAUGAUCAAUCCGGCAAAUAUUUUCCUAGGAACUACUAUAGCAACAGGGGAAGAGUUGGCAGGGGAGGUGGCCAUGCUUACAACAAUCACAGGUCAGCAGUCCAUGGUGGUAGUUCUGUCUCGGCUGAUAUUGGUGUGGCCUCGUAACAGCUCUGCUCGGUGUCACUAGGGCGAUGAAAAUGUUUUUUUUUUGUUUUUUGCUUUGCAUGGAAAACAUUGUUUGACCGUAGGUUGAUCAUUGAUGUUGAUAUGGUACAAAUCCAGGGCACCCCAUUU
Messenger RNA from Hibiscus syriacus, 688 nucleotides. Its product is annotated as probable H/ACA ribonucleoprotein complex subunit 1-like protein. NCBI's taxonomy places the organism in Eukaryota, Viridiplantae, Streptophyta, Magnoliopsida, Malvales, Malvaceae. The record is from RefSeq and is a predicted model, not a curated record. The transcript has 2 exons. Bases 194 to 559 code for a protein of 121 amino acids.